Molecule: messenger RNA, 1711 nt
Organism: Ilex paraguariensis (yerba mate)
Lineage: Eukaryota; Viridiplantae; Streptophyta; Magnoliopsida; Aquifoliales; Aquifoliaceae
Source: the annotation of a GenBank genome assembly
UGUAGUUUGCUUAGACAAGGAAUGAAUCAGAUAAUAAUAAACUUGGAGACACCAGAAAUCAAAGUGCUGGAGAAAGUGGGAGAAAAGGAUGCCAUUGCUAAGGCUUCAAAGGAAAGUGUCUUCAGGCAGAUAAGUGAAGGGAAGGCUCAGUUUACUGCAUCAAGCUCUAAGGCAUUUGCUUUGAUAAUCGAUGGGAAAUCACUUCAAUAUGCUCUGGAUGAUGACAUGAAAAAAUUGUUUUUAGAACUUGCACUUGGCUGUGCAUCUGUUAUUUGCUGCCGCUCCUCGCCAAAACAGAAGGCACUGGUUACCAGACUAGUUAAAGCUGGGACCAGGAAGACGACAUUAGCAAUUGGUGAUGGAGCCAAUGAUGUGGGAAUGCUUCAAGAAGCUGAUAUUGGGAUCGGAAUCAGUGGGGUCGAAGGAAUGCAGGCUGUCAUGUCAAGUGAUAUAGCAAUUGCACAGUUCCGUUUUUUGGACCGAUUGCUUUUGGUCCAUGGACAUUGGUGUUACAGAAGGAUCUCAUCAAUGAUAUGCUACUUCUUCUAUAAGAAUAUGACUUUUGGUUUCACUGUCUUCUUAUACGAGGCACAUACAUCAUUCUCUGCGAAACCUGCAUACAAUGAUUGGUUUUUAUCCCUUUACAAUGUCGUCUUCACGUCUCUUCCGGUGAUUGCUCUAGGGAUUUUUGACCAGGAUGUUUCUGCGCGAUUUUGUCUCAAGUUCCCUCUACUGUACCAAGAGGGUGUGCAGAAUGUCCUUUUCAGCUGGCGUCGGAUAAUUGGCUGGAUGUUCAAUGGGCUUUGCAGUGCUAUCAUUAUCUUCUUCCUAUGCACAAACGCACUAGAUCCCCAGGCAUUCAAUAAGGAUGGGAAAAUUGCUGAAUUUCAAAUCCUGGGGGCAACAAUGUAUACAUGUCUUCUUUGGGUUGUGAACUGCCAGAUGGCACUUGCUGUUGGCUACUUGAACGUAGUCCAACAUAUCUGCAUUUGGGGUGGAAUUGGUUUCUGGUAUCUUUUCCUCUUGGCAUAUGGAGCCAUGCCUCCAAAAAUUUCCACCACUGCAUAUAAAGUCUUUGUUGAAGGCCUUGCCCUGGCACCUUCUUUCUGGGUUGUCACAUUCUUCGUGGUGAUUUCAGCGUUGAUCCCUUACUUUUUAUACAAUGCAAUUCAGAGGCGGUUCUUUCCAACGUACCAUGGAAUGCUACAAUGGAUAGGCCACGAGGGACUAUCAGAUGAUCCCAAAUACUGCAAAAUGUUGAAUCAGAGAUCAAUAAGGUCUAUAACUGUGGGUUUCACAGCGCUUUCACUGGGAAAAAACCAAAGAUGGGAAUCGUAGAUAAGGUUGGAUGAUGCAUUCUUCCUGCCACUGAAGACUCUGCACCUCCAAUACUGCUGUAAACAGAACUCUGAUGCUUACAGUAUGGGGUUGCUUAAAAUUAUGCCACAAUCUUGCAUACGUUACCGGCAAUCCAUUGGUACCGUUUUAACCGGACUCUCUAGGUUGCAAGUCCAAUAGAUUUGUACGAAGCACAUGUCAGUGCACCAAAAUUGAAUUGAAAGAAACAAAGUCCCAAAAGCUUGUAAAUUUUGAUUGUUAGCCAUAUGAGGCUACAUAUUUACAUAUGUAUGUUUAAAUCUUCAAAUAUAAUAGUACUUUAAGCAAAAAAAAAUUGAUUUACUAUUUUACCCUCAUAAAAAAUUUUAAAUAC